CGGGGGUGGUGGUGUGAGGAGGAGUUGAGGUGCAGGUUAGGUAUAUAGUUGUUGUAUCAUCCAUCUUUGUAUUUCCCAUCCUCCUCCACCAUAAUAGCAUCUCCUCGCAAUCGAUUUUCACCCCACUCAAGAGAACGAUCUACACUCUACCAUCCCAAUAUCAACAGCCCAAAAAAGGCCUAAAUAAAAAGAGUCACAUCACACACACAUAUACAGCAAAGAAACCCAGCAAAAGAAGAACCAAGGAAAGAAAGGCAAGAACAGAAUGGUCAACUUCAACCUCGCCCAUACCUCGCGCAUCAACCCACCCGGCGCCACACCCGUCCUCACACAACCCCAACUCUGGGCAGGACUCCAGCGCAAAAUCCGGCUUGCACAGGAAUUCGUGCCCGUGAUUGAAAGGUGCACUGUGCUCGAAGAAAGUGCCGAUGGAGUGGUGACGCGUGAUGUCGUGUUUAAAAAGGGCAUGGGACCGAAAGACACGGCUCGCGAGGUUGUGAGGGGGUUUUGGCCGAGUUGGGUUGAUUUCGAACAAGAAGAUGGAUCUCAUAUUCGCAACAUUAUUUCUGACGGUGCAUCGGGGGAGGUCGAGGAUCUGCACAUGACGUAUGUGUUUGAAUUUCGGUUGCCUAAUGUGCAGGAAGGGACGGAGGAGGCGGACAAGGAGUUGGCGAGGCUUAAGGGAAUGGCGAAGAAGGCGGUGGAUUCGAGUAUUGAUGCUAUUCGGGACAUGGUCAAGGAUGGGAGGAUUAAGGAGUAAAAAGAGGACAUGUGAUAUGCACAACUUGAUAUGGGGUUAUGGUACUUAUCAGUUGGUCUGCUUUUGAUCGGGCAUAUAAUAGAUUUACUUUGUUAAAAAAAAAAA
Bipolaris sorokiniana ND90Pr is the source of this 865-nucleotide messenger RNA. RefSeq lists its product as uncharacterized. The record is from RefSeq and is a predicted model, not a curated record. Lineage: Eukaryota; Fungi; Ascomycota; Dothideomycetes; Pleosporales; Pleosporaceae. The transcript has 3 exons. The coding region runs from base 266 to 760 and encodes 164 amino acids.